CAGCUGCGAUAGCCUCCAGCGCCCUUCGAGUUCGUGUAGUUUUCAAACUUCGUCAGUGGUCAGUUACUUCAAAUACUGCUUCCGUAAAGGCUGCUAAGGAAUAAUUUAAAGGUUGUAUCGAGGCGCUUUUCCUCAUUUUCUAAACAUUCUAUCUACGUCAUUGAUCGUAACCAAGUAAUACUAUUAUUAUUAAGUACUUCCGGGUUGUUGCGCGCGGUCAGGAUACUUUGAGAAAAUAAAGGAUCCGAGCAAGAGGCUCAUCUUGUGCAGUGCAUUUUUUUCUGGAUUGCACAGAGUGGUGCUGUGGUUCAGGGAGUGAACUAUGAACCCUCAUUUCAACUGACUUUUUGUCAGUCCUCAGUCCUAGCGACUCCAUACUCGGAACGGGAUUUUUGUCCGACAGUUUUCCAAACAAAUCUGACUUACCACCGACAAUGGCUGAUAAAGCAAGCUUUGAGGAUACCAUCGUUCACCUGGAUGUUAAGGAUUAUUAUGGAAGGAAGUUGCAGAAGACCUCAGAUCUUAAGAGUAACGCCUGUGUGGCUCCAGCAAAGCCCUACCCAAAAUUCAUCCUCCAUGCUCUGAGGAAAGUUCAUGCUGAUGUGACUGACAGAUACUAUGGUUGUGGUCUGGUAGUGCCAGAGUGUUUGGAGGGCUGCAGGAUUCUGGACUUGGGCUGCGGGAGCGGCAGAGACUGCUACAUGCUGAGUCAGUUGGUGGGAAAGGCUGGCCAUGUCACUGGCAUCGACAUGACUGAGGAUCAGCUCGAAGUGGCCAGGAAACAUGUGGACUUUCACAUGAAGGAGUUUGGCUACCAGAAGCCCAAUGUGACUUUUGUCCAGGGCUACAUUGAGGCCUUAACAGAGGCGGGUCUGGAAAAGAACUCUUUUGAUAUCAUCAUCUCCAACUGUGUGGUGAAUCUUUCUCCAGACAAGAAGCGAGUCCUGACUGAAGCCUAUCAUGUGCUCAAGGAUGGUGGUGAAUUUUACUUCAGUGAUAUCUACAGCAAUGGAAGACUAACUGAGAAAAUUAAAAACCACAAAAUCCUGUGGGGGGAGUGUUUAGGUGGUGCCCUGUGGUACAAAGAUCUGCUGCGACUGGCGGAGGAAGUAGGAUUCAGUCCACCAAGGCUUGUCACCGCCAACAUUGUCACUGUAGAUAACAAAGAACUCCAAGACAUUCUGGGCGACUUCAAGUUUGUGUCCGCCACAUACCGUCUGUUUAAGGUCCCGAAAGACAGCCCAACGUCUUGUAAAGUCAUUUAUAAUGGAAACAUCACAGGGGCAGAGGACUCCCUCCACUUUGACUGUCAGUACGUCUUCAAGGCAGAUCAAAUUGUGGAUGUAGAUGGUGAAUUAGCUGCCAUCCUGACCCAUUCCAGACUUGCCCAGGACUUCACUUUCCAGCCACCGGGAAGCUCCUGUGAACCCUGCGGAUUCAUACCAAAGGCACCUUGUGAGGAUCCUUUUGAGCUUGCUGUCCAGUUGCAGGGUCCAGUUUCAACCACAGGGGGGUGCUGCAAUGCAAAGUCUGCAACCUGCUGCAAGUAAUUGUUCGGUGGGUUCAUCCCCCAGCAUCAUAAUGUCAGGUUAUUUGGUAGACUGGUACAUCAGUGUUUCUCAGCUGUUGUCAACAUGGCGCCUACAUUUUCUCAAAAAACUGUUAGAAAAUGCCUAUAAAUAGAAAAAUAUAAUUUAAAAACAUUGCACGUUUAAAAGUACCUUUCAGAACCCUUUGAAAAGAAACUGAAUGAACAUGAAAAAUGUACAAUGUACAUAGUAAAAUAUCAAAACUGCAGAAAAUGCAACCACAAAUUUUCACCUAAAUCUUUGCACUUAUUUCUUCUUUUUAGGAAAGUCUCGUAAGAGUAAUAGUUUUUCACGCAUACCUAUCAAAAUAGUUAUUUUUCAAUUGAAAGUCGAACUAGUGAUGCACUUUAAUCAUUUGACUGGACAGGGGGUCCAGUUCUGCUCUGAUGGCAGCGUUAUCAACCAAAUUUGUACAACAGUCAAAAUUCACUAAGGCACAACUCUGCAAACUAGUUCACUGCAGGCCGCUCCUUAAUUCAAAAUAUCUUGGCUGGUACCAUCGUAAGCCACGGACCCACUGCACAUUUUUCCUACCUGUCCAUGAUCAACCAUUGUAGGCCCGGGACUCACUUUAGGGUCGCGACCUACCAGUUGAGAUACACUGCGGCAGGUAUUUGCAUUCACAGAGAUGAGGCGUUUGAAAGUUUGAUUUUUUUUUUUUUUAAAUAAUCCUCGCAGUUCUUUCAUGUGUUAUUUUGUAUCAUUUCAAUUAGGAAAUAUGAAUGGAAUGACCUUGCAUUAAAAAUGAAUGACAUACCAAUGCAAUGAUGUACAAUAUGUAUCAACAUACACUUAAAAGUAAUGUUUGAAGUGAUAUCAAUUGCUUAAUGUCUAAAAUGGACAAAUCAUCAAAGACGUUAGCUGGCCCAACCAGUUAUUAGGUUGAGAGGGCAAUUACUUUUUCACUCAAGGCCAGGUCACUUUUUAAAUUUACUUGGGUUGUAUUUGUCUGAUAUUUACAUUUGUUGGAUGACCUUAAACAUGCAAAAAUAAAAGAAUUUGAGAAGGGGCCCAGUACUUUUUCAGAGCACUGUACAUGUCACACUGGGCAAAAAAGCAGCUAAUCGACACCUGAGGAUUAAUAAGGGAUUUUGGAGUGAAGUGUUAGGGCUCAGAUGGAGGUCUUUCUUGCCCCAAAACACACAGCUAAAAACAUCAAAGAAUGAGUGAGAUAAAUACAGUAGACCAUUCUGAAGUGACUUCCAUAAACUGGAAUUUAAAUCUUAGAAAACAUCUGUGGAAGGCUCUGAAACAUGCAGGCUGGAGAAGGUAACAUUCUAAGGUAAAAUAGCCAGAGGGCUUUGCUAACAGGGACUGGGCCGAAAUAUCUUUUGACAGGUACGUAGGUAAGUAAGUGUCAUUGAGAACUGCAAAAAAGGUUUUACUUCCUCAUAACGUAGUGAAAGAAAACACAGCUAAAGUUGCCAUUUUUUCCCCAAUCCUGUUUGUUUGUCUUUUCUUUUGGACCAGAUGUCGUAAUUUUUUUUAAUUUGUACAUUUAUAUUUAUGAAUAUUUAUAUAUUUCAUCAUUUCCCCAUCAUAGAAAUAUUUCAAUAAUUUUACCUAAAUUUGUAUGACUACGUAUUCUGCAAAAUCAAUAGUAGCAUGAAUAAUCUACAGUAAACACUCCUGCAGAAUACGUUUUUUCUUUUUUAAGGGGUGACGCUCCCCGAUAAGUCUAUUUUAUUUAAUCGAGUGUUUUGUUGUUAUACUUGUAUGUAAUUUAAAAUUCUGUACAAUGCAUUUUAAGGCCUUAAUUGCUUUGUUAUAUUUUUUCUUUUCAUACUGUUAAUAAAUGC
Molecule: messenger RNA, 3388 nt
Organism: Syngnathoides biaculeatus (alligator pipefish)
Lineage: Eukaryota; Metazoa; Chordata; Actinopteri; Syngnathiformes; Syngnathidae
Product: arsenite methyltransferase-like
Exons: 11
Coding region: 435-1550 (371 amino acids)
Biological process (GO): arsonoacetate metabolic process; toxin metabolic process
Cellular component (GO): cytosol
Molecular function (GO): arsenite methyltransferase activity
Source: RefSeq, a predicted model, not a curated record